GUGUUUCCGCUGCCGGUCGCGAACCGUAACGGCGUCAUGGAGACUCCACGUAGCAUAGGCCGAGACGACUGUGUGGCGUUCGAGCGGCACGAUGUGCGACGUCUUAGCAGCCUGGUACCGUUUCUGUAUCUGAACAUAAAUUACUCACGGCUGCCCCAUAGUCAAUACAAAGCCGGGAUGCCACCCUCUGUUCAACUGGCGGGGAUAUCCGCCGUGGCAGCCUUCGCGGUCGAUCGAUAUGCGCCCAAGUACUCCCUUGGGCUCAUCGUGACGGCCACCAUUUUGUUCAUAAUCCAGGUUUUGGCAUAUCAAGGAUACCUCUUGGUCCUCUAUCCGCGCUUCUUCAGCCCGCUCCGGGACCUACCAACAGCUCCCGGAGGCAAGUUGUUUACAGGUCAUACGAAACGUAUCAUGGCAGAGACCUCUGGGAAGCCAAUGCGGGAAUGGAUCGAAACGGUACCGAACGAUGGCCUCAUCCGUUACAGCAUGUGGGGCCAGGAGCGGGUACUCUUGACCAACCCCAAGACACUGGGUGAGGUGCUCGUUACGAAGAAUUACGAGUUCAUUAAGCCCUCCCAUUUCCGCAACGCUCUUGGACGGAUCUUGGGCAUCGGCAUUCUGCUCGCGGAAGGCGAUGAGCACAAGCGCCAGCGCAAGAACCUUAUGCCAGCGUUUAGCUACCGCCACGUUAAGGAUCUCUAUCCUGUCUUCUGGGACAAGUCGCGGGAACUCAUGGAGUGUCUGUCCAGUGCAUCAAAAGAGACUGCGCAACCCACUGAGAAGACGGAGAAGGCUUCCACUGACCCGGAGAAGGCUGCACCGGAGACCGCCGAGCAUGCACCUGGUAUCAUCAACGUGGGCAGCUGGGUCUCCCGCGCAACGCUGGAUAUCAUUGGCUUAUCUGGUAUGGGCCAAGACUUUCAUUCGCUCCAGGACCCCAACAACAAGCUCAAUCAAACGUAUCGUGACGUGUUCAAUCCAGGCCGUGCUGGGCGCAUACUGCAGCUAAUGGGAGUCUUUCUUCCGUUUUGGCUUGUUCGGGCCUUACCGCUCAAGCGAAACAAAGAAAUGAGCAACGCCUCUGCCUACAUCAAGCAAGUAUGUCGUGACUUGAUUGCCAAGAAGCGGAUGGAGAUGACAGAGAAAGAGCGCACUGAUGUUGACAUCAUCUCAGUUGCGCUCGAGUCUGGCGGCUUCACUAAUGAGGAGUUGGUGAACCAAAUGAUGACAUUCCUCGUUGCCGGCCAUGAGACUACGGCCACAUCAAUGAUCUGGGCGCUGUACCUGCUUUGCAAACAUCCUGAAGUGCAGACUAAGCUGCGCGAGGAGAUCAGGAGCAAGUUGCCGUCCCUCAACGACGAAAUCACCGCAGCGCAGAUUGACGACUGCCAAUAUCUGCACGCUGUGGUCCACGAGAUCCUGCGUCUGUGGUCGCCCGUCAGCAUGACCAUGCGCAUCGCAGAGAAUGACGCUACAGUCAAUGGUCAUUUCAUCCCUAAGAAUACUACGAUGAUACUAUGCCCGUGGGCUAUCAACACGAGCACGCAUCUCUGGGGUGACGACGCCUUGGAGUUCAAGCCGGAGCGCUGGCUGGAUGCGGACGGCAAGGCGAACAACAAGGGAGGCGCAGAGUCUAACUAUUCCUUCUUAACCUUCUUGCACGGCCCGAGAUCGUGUAUCGGUCAGCGUUUCGCGAUCGCAGAGUUUGCGUGCAUCCUUGCAGCGUGGGUCGGAAGGUUUGAGUCGAGUUUCGAAGAGGGCAGUCCGUUGACAAAGGGGGAGCUGGAGAUCAAGGGUGGAAUCACCAUGAAGCCCAAGGCUGGUGUUUGGGUGAAAUUGAACGAGCUCAAAGGUUGGUGAUGUGCGAUACACCUCAUAGGUACCCGUCUUUCAGGCAGGCUACGACAGAUAAUCUACAAGACAUUGAGUUGUAGUCAAACUUAUGCUUGGUCUUACAUGGAGCAUCGCACUCGAUUGUCUUCUUGAAAGACGCACCGCCGAGCGCUCUUGCUGGCCUCCAAAGCUCCAAACCAUGCAGCAAUACGAUCGCACCUUAGUGUGUCGCCGCUA
This is a messenger RNA of Baudoinia panamericana UAMH 10762, 2070 nucleotides long. RefSeq lists its product as uncharacterized. NCBI's taxonomy places the organism in Eukaryota, Fungi, Ascomycota, Dothideomycetes, Mycosphaerellales, Teratosphaeriaceae. The record is from RefSeq and is a predicted model, not a curated record. The coding region runs from base 37 to 1860 and encodes 607 amino acids. Gene Ontology annotation, molecular function: heme binding; oxidoreductase activity, acting on paired donors, with incorporation or reduction of molecular oxygen; iron ion binding. The transcript has 2 exons.